AUGGGUACACUUCGAGACCUGCAGUUUGCCCUGCAGCUGAAGAUUGAGGAGCUUCGCCAGAGGGAUACACUCAUUGAUGAGCUAGAACUGGAGAUGGAUGCCAAGGAUGACUUGAUUCGAAGGUUGCAGGGUGAACUGGACCGCUACAGGGCCACCAUCAUCACACCCCCAGGGUCUUCUGGAGCUAGUGCAGGUAAGACUUUCUGCAGAAAGUACAUCCACAUUUCAAGCAAUGUUUUAAUUUUAUGCUCUUAUACAUCUUAUUUAUAACAUAUUUAUAUCAAUGCCGACGUAGGCUACAUUGUAUCUUGUUGCUCAAAGAAAGUGAUUUCUUUGUUUCAGGGUAUUCUGCACAGUGUGAAGAGUCCCAGAGAGCCAAAAGAAAGACCAUAUUGUCAGAGCCCGUCACGCUGAAUCCAAGGCAACUUGCCCUGGCCAGCCUGAAAAGCUACAACAAAAACCAACAGUGAGAGAACACACCAAGGACAUGUUCCCUUUGACCUGUUCCUCUUGAGAAAUGUCAGCCUGGUCUCAUAGAAUAGACAUAACAUACUAAACGUAAGUCAAGGACACUCAAACCUUAACCUUAACGCUAACCUAUAGAGGGCUUGCAGUUGCACCACAAAUCAACUAGCAACCACACCAGGCGCCACGUUGGAAGACCAGAGUCAGUCUGGUGGAAGUCCUCCAAUCGUCCAUAUGGCUGGCUGCGUUUUGCUACCACCAGAAACUUUGGGGAGAUUGCCCAUUAUUUCAUUUUUCUAAGGACCCAGAAAAUGGAGACAGUGGGAGAACCUAUUCAAGUAAGUAAAUAUAUUUAGAAAAUUAUAAAAAACAAUGUAGCUAUUAUUAGCUGGCUAGAUAGUUUCUACAGAAACUUUUGUGUGCAGGCUAACUGAAAUGAGCAGCUAACGUAAUGUUCGCUAGCUAGCUAACUUUACAUACUGUAUAUUUUUCUGCAGGCUAACUGUAUAGCUAGCCAAGUGAAUUAAAUAUCACCAGCUAACUUCAUAUUAGCUAGUUAGCUAGCUAUUUUGAUGUAUUUAUCAUUGUAACUCUAAAUGCAUUUGUAGCUAGGUAGCUAGCUAGCUAGCUAACAGCCAUGGAAGAGGGUGAAAGGAUUAGCUUGCAGUUCCAGCUGUCAGAGAAGGUAGAGUAGGCUACUCUGGAUAGGGCAGUUACCUUUGUGGGAGGACAUUAUGAAAAGAUUCUCCAGUUCCAGUCCCUAGCGAGAAAAACUAUGAGGACAGAGAGAUAAAGCAACAAUAAUAUUCAGUGCUGUCUAAUUUGAGUAUAAUGCAGCCUGUUUCUUUGUGAUGUUUUCUGUCCUCAGAUACAGAGAGCUGUGAAACCCUAUCUGCAAAUGAAGAUGUCCUAAUGAAUGUCCCAAGAGAAUAAAGGUGCAUCCUUGUAUACCAUGGAUUAUAUGGAUUGUUCCAGGCCAGCACUAACACACCUGAUUCAAUUGAUCAAACCUAAUUAGUUGAUAAUCAAGUGUCCUAUUGCUGGGCUGGAACAGUCUGCUCAACCAGUAGAUCAGGGAUCAGUGGAGUGAGGUCGGCCACCUCUGGUAUAGCUUACUUGUACACUUUGAAAUUAUAUGAAAUAGUGUUGACUCUUUUGAAGUGAAGUGUUUAAACUUGUUGAACUAGUGAUGAACUAGUGUCAAUGUUGAUUAAUCACAUAUCACAAUCUUGCAAUAAAGAGGGGAAAGGGUUCUGUCUCUAAUGUUUCUGUGUUUCUGAGAUGUAUUAUCAAAAGUAAAUGUAAUUGCUAAAGUAUACUUAAGUAUCAAAAGUAAAAGUUUAAAUAAUUUCAAAUUCCUUAUCUUAAGUAGACCAGACGGCACAAUUUUCUUUUUUAAAUGUAUGGAUAGCCAGGGGCACAAACCAACACUCACUGUUUAGUGAGUCCGCCAAUCAGAGGUAGUAGGGAUGACCAGGGAUGUUCUCUUGAUAAAUGCGUGAAUUGGACCAUUUUCCUGUCCUACUAAGCAUUCAAAGUGUAACGAGUACUUUUGGGUGUCAGGGAAAAUGUAUGGAGUAAAAAGUACAUUAUUUUCUUUAGGAGUGUAGUAAAGUAAAAGUAAAAAUUGUCAAAAAUAUAAAUAGUAAAGUACAGAUACCCAAAAAAAACUACUUACAUAGUACUGCUAAUGUCUCCAGUCAUAUAAUGUCUCCUGAGUGGCGCAGUGGUCUAAGGCACUGCAUUGCAGUGCUAGCUGUGCCACUAGAGAUCCUGGUUCAAAUCCAGGCUCUGUCGUAGCUGGCCUUGACUGGGAGACCCAUGGGGCGGUGCACAAUAAGGUAGGGGAGGGAAUGGCCGGCAGGGAUGUAGAGCAUGGCGUUUCCAACGCCAGGGUUGUGGGUUCGAUUCCCAUGGGGGGUAUAAAAAAUAAUGUAUGCACUAACUGUAAGUCGCUCUGGAUAAGAGCGUCUGCUAAAAUAUAAAGUGUAGUAGGAUUGCAUCAAAGGACAAAUUUUUCCCGUGCAAAGGAAAGAAAUGUCUCUGAUAUAGCCUAUAGGCCUAUACCACUACGCGCUCAUUAAUAGCCUAAAUUAUGACUAUCCAAUCUACUCAUCACAUUAGGAAUAGAAGGCUUACAUUAGUCUGCAAAUGUGAUGAUAGAUGCAUGCAAUCCUUUGUUAUAAGGUACAUUUUUAUGGUGAGCAAAAUUACUUCCGCAAAACUUGAAACUCACACAACACAUGCUAAUAACUAGACUACAAACUAUCUAGCUAGCUAAUGUUGGCUAACUUAGUCUUGUUGUUAACACCUGGUUAGCCUAACAGCUAAACUAAACUUGAAACCGAUCAGACUUACCAGUGAUGAAAUGAUUGGAGUAGACGUACUGACGGCUAUCUGGGUUCAGGUCUUGACGUUCAAAAAGGUUUCUUUGCUUUUUCUGACAGUUCCUGUCUUAUCUCCUUGGUGUUUCAUGAUUGCGGUUAAUCUGUUAAAAUAAAAUAAAAUCAUGUUGUCUUUCCUGUCUUGUUAGAGCAGCCAAAUACUGCACAGAAAUUGACCGUGGUGAUGAAUCAACUAGUUUUAGGCACUGUUAUCAUGCAGCUUGGGGUAGCCAAUCAGCUGCUGUUGUCGAAAGAAUUGAUGUGGUGGUCUUCCAACAUGGCCGCUAGAAGCCAUCGUAUGUCAACUGGCAACCCUCUAUAAUCAAGUGCUGCUAAGAAGGACCUAGUUAAACUGCAGCUGGCCCAGAACAGAGUGGCACGUUUUGCUCUUCAUUGUAAUCAGAGGGCUAAUAUCAAUACUAUGCAUGACAGUCUCUCUUGACUAAGAGUUGAGGAAAGACUGACUGCAUCACUUCUUGUUUUUAUAAGAAACAUGAAUGUGUUGGAAAUUCUAAAUUGUUUGCACAGUCAAUUUACACACAGCACUGACACACACACUUACCAGACAUGCCACCAGGGGUCAGUGCUUGAGGCAUUACUACAGACCCCCUGGUUCGAUUCCAGGCUGUAUCACAACCGGCCGUGAUUGGGAGUCCCAUAGGGCAGCGCACAAUUGGCCCAGCAUCGUCCGGGUUUGGCCGGUGUAGGCCGUCAUUGUAAAUAAGAAUUUGUUCCUAACUGACUUGCCUAGUUAAAUAAAGUUAAAAGAAAAAAAGAAAAGAAAAGAAAAUACAGAGCCAUGAUUGCAUGGAACUCCCUUCCAUCUCAUAUAACGCAAGUGAACAUCAAACCUGGUUUCUAAAAACUAAUAAAGCAACACCUCACGGUACAGUGGCUCUCCCCCAUGUGACCUAAUUGUUGUGUGUACAGUAUGUACUGACAUGUACAGUAUGUGUAACUGAUAAAUGCACACACACACACACUACAUGUACAAAUGUAUGUACAUUUUAAAGUUUAUUUUGUCUGUAAUGUAUUUUUUGUUACGUGUCGGACCGCAGUAAGACUAGCUGUCGCCAUUGGCGUCGGCUAAUGGGGAUCCUAACAAAAUGAAAUCAAACCUUAACCCCUAACCCCUAGCCUAGCUAACGUUAACCACCUAGCUAACGUUAGUGUUAGCCACCUAGCUAACGUUAUAACAACAAAUUGGAAUUCGAAACAUACCAUACGUUUUUUGCAAAUGUGUGACCUAUCGAACAAAUUGCAAAUCCGUAACAUAUUGUACGAAUUGCAAAUCGUAACAUACCAUAUGAAUUGUAAUUCGUAACAUUUCAUAUGAAAUGAAUGAUGGACAUCCACAAAUUAAUACCAUACGAAACAUAACAUAUCAUACUAACUGAUGUGUCCCGGAUACACGUUUACUAUGUUACGUCUACCCCUGAGUCCAGUUUGGAAAUCUUCUCUUAAAGGCCCUUAAGGCUGAUAAAGUGUUUCCUGCACAGACACAAAAAUCAAUAAUGAUUUUCAUUGAUUUAUAUACACUGUAUGACAAUUGGCUCAAGGCUUUAGUGCCUUUGUUGUCAAACACUAGUCACAAUGACAUUACUUAUUGAUUGCCUCCCACACUGUUUACUACUUCAGGUCACAGGAGCUGAUUCAGACCUUUUUAGAGAAUUACUUUCUAAAGAACCUGGAGAGUGGACAAAUCCUGGCUAUAAUGGACUGUAUGUACCCCACCACGGUCAACCAAGGCUGCUGCAUCAUUGAAGAGGGAGACAGUGGAACUCUUGCCUAUGUCCUAGAAGGUAAGAAGUUAAAUCAACAGUUGUUUAUAAGUGGUGAGUAAAGUGGGGAUUGGGAAUACAGCCACUUCAUGGUCCAAACUGUUGUCUUGAAUUUUCAUGCGUAGCCCCACUCUCAAAAACCAAAGUCCCCAAUGUAUAGUAAAUGCUUGAGACGUUUUGGUGAAUUAUUCAUCAAGCACUUGGUCUCCACAAUUGAAGUGCAGUCAGCUCAUGGUCUUUAAUGUAUGCUGCUUAUUAGUCUUUUAUGUUUGCUCAGAGAUGGCCUAAUGAAUGUUACUCAACAGCUCCCCCUCCCCAUUUCCUCCUCCCUCUGGCUCAUGUUGAGUUGGUAUGCUCCUCUGUUAGUGCCGGCACUGCUUUAUGGCGCAAUGAGGGGAAAUGUUAGAAUGAUCUGUUUCUGGAAGGAGAGAGUGAGAGAUGGUGGUGGUAUGCAUGAUAAUAAGCGGCAUACAUCAUGUUUUGUGAUGAAAUGUCAGGCAGGGACAGGGCUCAGAGCUCAGGCAUUUCUCCUACUACCCUCAUAUCUGAUGUGACAAGCAAUGGGCCAUGGCUGUCCAAUUUGCUUUUCUUGUUACCUGAGGCCUAGACUUUGUCUGUUUCUGCUGUGGUGUUGUAGAUUAGAGUGUCUCUACCUGUCACGUGGCGUAUCUCAGACAACUGCGUUUAUCUGAUGGUGUGUCAGUCACUCUCCCUGUCAAUCACCUGCAGCUGGGAGCUGCGUAAGGGAGGCUGAGCUAAUGUGUGGUCACACCCCUUCAGCUGCCAACCUGCUGUUGUGGGGGAUGCCACAGACUGCCAUCAUCAUCCUUUAUCAUUCUCCUCUGAAGGAGCUCUAACAGAAGCUGCACUGUCAUACACACACAUACACACACACACACACACAGUCUACGCACAUGCCAACGUCAUACAGUUUAUUUUCAAUCACUUUCACAAAUGUUUCAGAUGUAAGUGGUAUAUUUUUUAAACUCUAAGUAUAAAACUCUAAGCUGAUAGCAAUGCCCCAUAUACAGUGGGGGGGGAAAGUAUUUAGUCAGCCACCAAUUGUGCAAGUUCUCCCACUUAAAAAGAUGAGAGAGGCCUGUAAUUUUCAUCAUAGGUACACGUCAACUAUGACAGACAAAUUGAGAAAAAGAAAUCCAGAAAAUCACAUUGUAGGAUUUUUUAUGAAUUUAUUUGCAAAUUAUGGUGGAAAAUAAGUAUUUGGUCACCUACAAACAAGCAAUAUUUCUGGCUCUCACAGACCUGUAACUUCUUCUUUAAGAGGCUCCUCUGUCCUCCACUCGUUACCUGUAUUAAUGGCACCUGUUUGAACUUGUUAUCAGUAUAAAAGACACCUGUCCACAACCUCAAACAGUCACACUCCAAACUCCACUAUGGCCAAGACCAAAGAGCUGUCAAAGGACACCAGAAACAAAAUUGUAGACCUGCACCAGGCUGGGAAGACUGAAUCUGCAAUAGGUAAGCAGCUUGGUUUGAAGAAAUCAACUGUGGGAGCAAUUAUUAGGAAAUGGAAGACAUACAAGAACACUGAUAAUCUCCCUCGAUCUGAGGCUCCACGCAAGAUCUCACCCCGUGGGGUCAAAAUGAUCACAAGAACGGUGAGCAAAAAUCCCAGAACCACACAGGGGGACCUAGUGAAUGACCUGCAGAGAGCUGGGACCAAAGUAACAAAGCCUACCAUCAGUAACACACUACGCCGCCAGGGACUCAAAUCCUGCAGUGCCAGACGUGUCCCCCUGCUUAAGCCAGUACAUGUCCAGGCCCGUCUGAAGUUUGCUAGAGUGCAUUUGGAUGAUCCAGAAGAGGAUUGGGAGAAUGUCAUAUGGUCAGAUGAAACCAAAAUAGAACUUUUUGGUAAAAACUCAACUCGUCGUGUUUGGAGGACAAAGAAUGCUGAGUUGCAUCCAAAGAACACCAUACCUACUGUGAAGCAUGGGGGUGGAAACAUCAUGCUUUGGGGCUGUUUCUCUGCAAAGGGACCAGGACGACUGAUCCGUGUAAAGGAAAGAAUGAAUGGGGCCAUUUAUCGUGAGAUUUUGAGUGAAAACCUCCUUCCAUCAGCAAGGGCAUUGAAGAUGAAACGUGGCUGGGUCUUUCAGCAUGACAAUGAUCCCAAACACACCGCCCGAAGGAGUGGCUUCUUAAGAAGCAUUUCAAGGUCCUGGAGUGGCCUAGCCAGUCUCCAGAUCUCAACCCCAUAGAAAAUCUUUGGAGGGAGUUGAAAGUCCGUGUUGCCCAGUGACAGCCCCAAAACAUCACUGCUCUAGAGGAGAUCUGCAUGGAGGAAUGGGCCAAAAUACCAGCAACAGUGUGUGAAAACCAUGUGAAGACUUACAGAAAACGUUUGACCUGUGUCAUUGCCAACAAAGGGUAUAUAACAAAGUAUUGAGAAACUUUUGUUAUUGACCAAAUAUUUAUUUUCCACCAUAAUUUGCAAAUAAAUUCAUAAAAAAUCCUACAAUGUGAUUUUCUGGAUUUGUUUUCCUCAUUUUGUCUGUCAUAGUUGACCUGUACCUAUGAUGAAAAUUACAGGCCUCUCUCAUCUUUUUAAGUGGGAGAACUUGCACAAUUGGUGGCUGACUAAAUACUUUUUUUCCCCACUGUAUUAUAUUCAGAACGUUUGACUGUGCUUUAAUUGGGGUUUCACACAUCUUUCACCCCUGAGUCAUUCAUGCUAAAUCAAAGUUUUCUGUAAAAUACCAUGAUAACAUUUUGUUUAGUCACCAAUACAUCAGAUAAUGAUAGGCUCACCAUUUAAUCCAAUAGCAAAAAAUACAAACUACACAUUUAAAAACAGUUAUUUUUGAAGUUCUAAAUAGAAAGAAUAGUAGAUGAUACAUUUUCCAUACAGUAAUUUACUAUAACUUGACAUGCACCAUAAAACAUUUUUUGGGGCAUCCAAUGGCAGAUUGUGAGCACGUUGAGAAAUACGUCAGUCUUACAGUUUCAUUAUCCUUAUACAGUACAUGCGUAGGAUAACUAAUCAGAAAUAGGGUUAUUGUAAAGCAGUUGGAUAAUGUAAAAAUGUAGCACAGUGUUGUAUGCCAAUUCUGCCCCAUGCAACACUGUACAAGAUCACCUUUUUUUUUUUUUUACGUGACUUGUCAACUGAUACAGUAUCGCAUAUCUCUCUGCUUGAAAUCCAUCAGCUUACAGUGUGUCAAUGAAAUUCAGAUAAUGAGUGGAAUAUAUUGUUAUAUACAACCCAGGCAUUUCAGCAGUGCAUUGUACACUACUCUAUAAUUCAAAAUGGGAGCACAUAGAGUGACUCUUUCUACUUUGUCCUAUUGAAGCACACUGGCUGAUGGAGAAUGAUGAUGUACAUUGCCUUUAGAAAGUAUUCACUUUUUCCACAUUUUGUUGUGUUACAAAGUGUGAUUACAAUUGAUUUAAUUGUCAUUUUUUGUCAACGAUCUACACAAAAUACUCUGUAAUGUGAAAGUGGAAGAAGAAUUCUAACAUUUGUAAAAAAUGUAUGAAAAAUAAAACACUAAUAUAUCUUUAUUAGAUAAGUAUUCAACCCCCUGAGUCAAUACAUGUUAGAAUCACCUUUGUCAGAGAUUACAUCUGUGAGUCUUUCUGGAAGGAAAGAGAGGAAGGCUCCACACCAAUCUCUCAUUUGAGUAUCUUACCUAGUUAUUUUCAGAUCUAAUUUUGCUCUUUUGUAGCUUUGGCUAUGUGUGUGUUUUCUAUACCUGUUCGCGCCUCUCCCUGUAGGCUUUACAGACGCUUCCCACCCCUAGGCUGCAACCCUUCUAAUUUAGUGUACCCUGCACGCACAACCCAUGUGGAAUUCCUGGUCUCUGGCAGCGUUUGGAACUGCCAAUCUGCGGUCAAGAACGCUGAGUUCAGCUCAGCCUAUGCUGCCCUUCAGUCCCUUGACUUUUUGGCCCUGACGGAGACAUGAAUCACCCCAGCUGCUCUCUCUUCAUCUGAUUAUGUUUUCUCUCAUUGUCUGAGAGCAUCUGGUCGUCGCGGGGUGGCACAGGGAUACUAAUUUAUCCUAAGUAGAGAUUUUCUAUUUUCUCUCUCUCUCACCUAUCCUUAGAGAGUUCCUCAAUGAGCUUGACACCUUGAUAAGCUAAAUUCCUGAUGAUGGCUCACCGCUCUUCGUACUUAGCGACUUCAACAUCCCAAUGUCUGCCUUCGAUUCAUUUCUUUCCAACGCUCUCUUUCCCCUCCUUGCCUCUUUUGACCUCACCCUUUCCCAGUUCCCUACACUCACAAGGCGGGCAUCUUUACUAGAGGCUGUUUGCAUACUAAUCUUACUGCAACCCCCGUCCAGGUCUCUGCUCACUACUUUGUUUCCUUUUCCUUUCCUCUAACCCUAGCCGCUCAGCCCGUACCCAGAUGGUCAUGCGUUGUCGCAAUCUUCACUCUCUCUCUUGCUCUCUCUCUCCCACUACUCUCUCCUUUUCUAUCCUAUCAUCUCACCCUUCUGCUAAAUCCUUCUCCAUCCUGUGUCCUAAUUCUGCCUCUUCGACCCUACUCUCCUCCCUUUCCACAUCUUAUGACUCGCUUUGUCCCCUUUCCUCCCGGGCUGGCUCUGCCCUUCCCUCCUGCUCUGUGUCUGAGUGACAAAAAAAACAAAAAAACAUUGUAAAGUGGUUAUCCCACUGGCUAUAAGGUGAAUGCACCUAUUUGUAAGUCGCUCUGGAUAAGAGCGUCUGCUAAAUGACGUAAAUGUAAAAAAACAAAAAAACAUUGCGAGUUUCCAGAACAGGGCUGAGCGAAAAUGGAGGAAAACUAAACUUCUGGAGGGCCUAUCAUCCUUUCACUCCCUCCUCUCUACCUUCUCUUCCUCUGUAUCCACUGCUAAAGCCACUUUCUAUCACUCAACAUUUCAAGCUUCUGCCUCUAACCCUAGGAAACUAUUUUCCACCUUCUCCUCCUUCCUUAAUCCUCCACCCCCUCUCCCUCCCUCUCUGCGGAUUACUUUGUCAACCACUUUGAAAAGAAGGUUGACGACAUCUGGUCCUCAUUCACUCAGCCUAUUGAGUCCACUGGUCCCACUCACACAGAACUACCCUACACCUUGACCUUUUUCCCUCCUCUCCCUCCAGAUGAAAUCCUGCUACUAGUGAGGUCCGGCUGCCUGACAACCUGCCCGCUCGACCCCAUCCCCUCCUCCCCUCUCCAGACCAUCUCUGGAGACCUUCUCCAUUCCUCACUUCCAUCAUCAACUCAUCCCUGACUACUGUCUGUGUCCCCUCUGACUUCAAAAUGGCCAGAGGCGCUCCCCUCCUCAAGAAACCAACACUCAACUCCUCUGAUGUAAAAAACUACAAACCAGUAUCCCUCCUUUCUUUUCUUUCCAGGUCUCUGACCUACUCUCUCAGAUUGAUCUUCUUGACCCUAACCAGUCAGGCUUCAAGACAGGUGUCACUGCGCACUGCCAAAGCUGACUCUCUCUCCUCUGUUCUCAUCCUCCUAGAUCUAUCUGCUGCCUUCGACACAGAGAACCAUCAGAUCCUCCUAUCCAUCCUCUCAGGGCUGGGCGUCUCAGGCUCUGCACGUUCUUGGAUUGCAUCUUACCUGGCAGGCCGCUCCUACUAGGUGAAGUGGAGAGGAUUUGUGUCUGCACCACGUACUCUCACUACUGGUGUCCCCCAGGGCUCAGUUCUAGGCCCUCUCCUCUUCUCUCUAUACACCAAGUCACUCGGCUCCAUCAUAUCCUCACAUGGUCUCUCCUAUCAUUGCUAUGCAGAUGACACUCAACUACUUUUCUCCUUUCCCUCUUCUGACACCCAGUUGUCGGCCCACUACCUCAAGCUCAACCUCGAAAAGAUGGAGCUGCUCUUCCUCCCAGGGAAGUCUUGCCCGCUCCAAGACCUCUCCAUCACAGUUGACAACUCCACGGUGUCCCCCUCCCAGAGUGCAAAGAACCUUGGCGUGACCCUGGACAACACCCUGUCAUUCUCUGCAAACAUCAAAGCAGUGACUCGCUCCUGCAGGUUCAUGCUUUACUACGUCCGUAGAGUACGACCCUACUUCACACAGGAAGCAGCGCAGGUCCUAAUCCAGGCACUUGUCAUCUCCCGUCUGGAAUACUGCAACUUGCUGUUGGCUGGGCUCCCCCCUGCAGUGCAACCCGCCUGGUGUUCAACCUUCCCAAGGUCUCCCAUGUCACCCCGCUUCUCUGCACACUGGCUUCCAGUCGAAGCUCGCACCCAAUACAAGACCAUUGUACUUGCCUACGGAGCAGCAAAAGGAAUUGCCCCUCCCUACCAUCGGGCUAUGCUCAAACCCUACACCCCAACCCAAGCGCUCUGUUCUGCCACCUCUGGUCUCUUUGCCCUCCCUCUUCUCUGUCCUGGCACAAACAAUCCCACAACAUUUAUGAGGUAAAAAUAUAGAAAUGUACAGUGUUCAGCAGUUAUCAAACUAUAUACAUUUACAUUUACAUUUUAGUCAUUUAGCAGACGCUCUUAUACAGAGGAACACCCAGGGUUGACACAUACUCAUCUAGAUGAAAUUAGGAUAAAUUAGGUUAAUUCGACUCUACAUAAUUUUGGUUCAGUAGUUAUCAGUUUUGAGCAGUUUGAUGAAGUGAUAGUUAAUUGUAUUGUUAACAAAUGACAAGAAAAUCAUAUCAAAAGUAAACUGAAUAUUGCAUUUUUAAAAGCAUUUGGUGAUUUGGUGCAGUGAACAAGUGACUGUGAAUGUAUUUGUUGUAGUCAGUCAAUUGAAAAUGUGCUUAUAGUUUUGAAACGAGCCAUUUUGAUGAUCUGUUUAGAUUUUUGUGCUUAGAGUUGUGAAAAUGCAUCACAUACUUGUGGAAAUUGCACCAAAGUGACUGAAAAAAAACUACUAACUGUAAACACGCACAAAGGUAAAGACACACAUGCAUACACACACGCCACAUAAUGCUGCAACAUCACUGCCUUCUGCCUCACUAUGAUUAGUAGUCAGUUGAUAAUGAUAUAUUCCGUAUUUGCUGCAUUGUGUAUUUAUGUUUAAAUGUGUGUUUAACAGAAGGGAAGAUGGAGGUGACGAAGGAUACCAAGAAGCUACUCACAAUUGAACCAGGAAAAGUGUUUGGAGAAUUGGCACUCCCGUUCAGCUGCACACACACCUACACUAUAACAGGUACUGGAGCAUUGUGCAUGGAGUGUUGUGUACUGUGGUUGUUCUAUUCUAUUGUAAUAACAGCUGAAGUGAAUGCAAAACGUCAUCCAGAAAUCCUGUGUUUGGAUGGAUUUUUCAUAAUAAUUAUUGUUCAAGAGAGCAGCACAAUCACAGACCAGCCUAUUCACAGAUGAAUAGAUCUGGUGCAGAGGGAAGUACUCUAGAAUUUCUAAUCAAAAUAUAUUUCACAGCUUCAGACGCUCCUCUCUGAGAUGUGGGGAAUACAAAACACAUCUUUCUUUGGCUCAUAAAUUGCCUAACUCAUCUCCUACUAUUUUUACCCUGUCCUUGGAAAUGGAAAUUACUAUAUGCGAAUAUGUAAAAUGGUAUAUCAACACAUUUUAUGUGGUUAUACAUUAUUUGAUCGAUUUCACGACAUCAUCAUGACCGACCAAAUAUCCCCUCAAUGAGAGUCCUUAUUUCUAAAUGGCUUGAACUUGAUUUUCUCAAUGGAAAAUUAAAUGUGUGCUAUAGUCUCGCUACACUAUCUGUGCCCAAAGGGAAACGCAGUCUCUGCUGCUCACAUCUGACUUGCUUUCACAAAGAAAUAGGUUGAAGAAUGGAAAGAAUCAGUGCAAAUUGAAAAAUCAGUUUUUUCCCUCACAGUGUUUCCUUUCCACUUUUCCUCUGUCCAUUUUCUCUUUCAAUGCAAUGCUGGGUUCCUGAUUAAUUGAAUAGCACCUUUUUCUUUCAGUCAAUCCCUCUCCAAUUCCCUCUCUCUGUAUAUCCGUUCUCACAGCAACAGUUCAACAGUUCUUUCUUCCAUAUCCACUCCACCAGUCCUUUCCCUGGUUUGGCACUGGCCUUGUUCUCCUGGCUGAUUUUAAAUAACUUUUUCCCUUUGUUGCCAUCAGAGAACAUCAAUAAAGCUUCCUCUCCUGUGGUCUGACUCACUGUGACUGUAAGAAGUUCAGGUGAAAAAGGAGUUCAUGAUUGCACAGGAUGUUCUUCCCAGAAAAUGGCAGAGAGUAUGACACAUAAAAGGGUUAGACAAAUAUCUUAGAAUGCUCUAUUAGUUGUCAGUUGACAUUCAGGUUUUUAACUCAAAUAUACUGUAGCGAUCCUCACUAUAUGAGCCGCAAUAGGGGGUUAACCCUAUUGGCGCGAUGCGUAGGGUGUUUGCCUUUCAAGCCAGUGACCCAGGUUCACUUCCCUGCCCCGCUGUUCGCUACAAUACGUAACAUAUAAAGAUAACAAUGCCAUUGAUUUCACACUGCAAGUUCAUUUAGCAAUUUAAAUAAUGAUAUGAUUGGUAGGAAUUCAGAGGAGCAUUUCUCAAGGUUAAUAAGCCCCAUUUUGGAAUGGAAUCUUUAUAGUUGACACAGUAUGCACCUAUUUUACACAUCUUUCCUGUAGGUACAUUAGGUAUGUGACUUAUUCAUUACUGUUAUUUUGCUAUGUCAUCUAAGCGUGUAGUGUCUAUUGUAGAGUGGAAGGACUAGAAUGAUUGGAGUUGUACGGUCAGUACAGGACAGAAGCGCCUGUUUGACGAAGCCCUGCUGAAUCAAUUAAUCUGUAUCAUUAUUAAUUUAGAACAUCUCUGUCAGAGUUCCAUUCCUGUCUGCCCACAGAACAGACAAAGAAAGAGAGGAAGGCUGCAUGGAGGAAUAUAAUCUAGAAUCUGUCCUCCUUAUUCCCUUAUCCACAACACCUUCAGAGAAAGGAAUACAAACACUCAGACAUUCCUUAAGAGUAUAGGGAACAUUUCUAGUACUAUUAUCUGACUGUGUUUCUAGGAGGGAAUUGGUUGGAGAGCAUCAUUUGCAAACACAACCUUGACAGGUGCUGCAUCUAUUUACAAAGAUGAAAAUGUGAAAUAGAAGACAUUUGCUAAGUCCCCUGGAUCCUUUCACAGCAUUAUAAGGCUGCAUUGAGACAAUGACUUAUCAAUGACCCAAGCCAGCUCAAUUAAUCCCUACCAUGGUGUCGCUGAGUUGUCAUAAUUCUUCAGCAAAUGUACAUUAUCCCAGGGGCAUUGGAAGACACAAUGUAAGUAACCUAAGUUAUGUCCCUCUAACUGCCCUGAAUGCCUCUGCUGAUCCUACAGCUAUUGUAUGCAGUAAUAAUGUGGCUAUGAACCAGAGUUAUACUGUAAGCACUGAGGCACUGUGCUCUAGUAGGAAGUCCACUGUGUGCAGCUCACCCUGCACUAACAGAAAUAACACGAGUAUGUCUACUUCUGCUAAACCUCCCAGUAAAGCAAUGAAAACAAUCAACCAUCCCAGAAAAGUGCUAACAAUAGCCCAUGUUAACAUAUGUAGCUUAAGAAACAAGGUUCAUGAAAUCAAUAAUUUGCUAAUAACAGAUGACAUUCAUAUUCUGACAAUCUCUGAAACUCACUUAGAUAAUACCUUUGAUGAUACAGUGGUAGCAAUACAUGGUUAUAACAUCUAUAGAAAAUACAGAAAUGCCAAAGGUGGAGGUGUUGCCGUUUAUAUUCAGAACCACAUUCCUGUAAAGCUUAGAGAGGAUCUCAUGUUAAAUACUGUUGAAGUAAUAUGGCUACAGGUUAAUCUGCCUCACCUAAAGCCCAUUCUGGUGGGAAGCUGCUAUAGACCACCAAGUGAAACAGUCAGUAUAUGGAUAACAUGUGUGAAAUGCUUGAUAAUGUAUGUGAUAUCAACAGAGAGGUAUAUUUUCUGGGUGAUUUAAAUAUUGACUGGCUUUCAUCAAGCUGCCCACUCAAGAAAAAGCUUCAAACUGUAACUAGUGCCUGAAACCUGGUUCAGGUUAUCAGUCAACCUACCAGGGUAGUUACAAACAGCACAGGAAUGAAAUUAUCAACAUGUAUUGAUCACAUCUUUACUAAUGCUGCAUAAAUUUGAUUUAAAGCAGUACCCAAAUCCAUCAGAUGUAGUGAUCACAAUAUAGCAGCCAUAUCUAGGAAAACCAAAGGUCCAAAGGCUGGGCCUAAUAUACACAUAAGAGGUCAUACAAUACGUUUUGUAGUGAUUCCUAUGUUGUUGAUGUAAAUAAUAUAAGUUGGUCUGUGGUGUGUAAUGAGGAGCAACCAGACGCUGCACUUGACACAUUUAUGAAAUUGCUUAUUCCAGUUACUAAAAAGCAUGCACCCAUUAAGAAAAUGACUGUAAAAACUGUUAAAUCCCUGUGGAUUGAUGAGGAAUUGAAAAAUUGUAUGGUUGAGAGGGAUGAGGCAAAAGGAAUGGCAAAUACAGUGCAUUCAGAAAGUACUUUUUCCACAUUUUGUUACGUUACAGCCUUAUUCUAAAAUUGAUUAAAUAGUUUUUUCCCUAAUCAAUCUACACACAAUACCCCAUAAUGACAAAGCAAAAACAGGUUUUUAGAAAUUGUUGCAAAUAAAAAAACUAAAAAAAACUGAAAUAUCAUAUUUACAUAAGUAUUCAGACCCUUUACUCAGUACUUUGUUGAAGCACCUUGGGCAGCAAUUAAAGCCUUGCGUCUUCUUGAGUAUGACGCUACAAGCUUGGCACACCUGUAUUUGGGGAGUUUCUCCCAUUCUUCUCUGCAGAUCCUCUAAACCUCUGUCAGGUUGGAUGGGGAGUGUCGGUGCACAGCUAUUUUCAGGUCUCUCCAGAGAUGUUCGAUCGGGUUCAAGUCAGGGUUCUGGCUGGGCCACUCAAGGACAUUCAGAGACUUGUCCUGAAGCCACUCCUGUGUUGUAUUGGCUGUGUGCUUAGGGUUGUUGUCCUGUUGGAAGGUGAACCUUCGCCCCAGUCUGAGAUCCUGAGCACUCUGGAGCAGGUUUUCAUCAAGGAUACUUUGCUCCGUUCAUCUUUCCCUCGAUCCUGACUAGUCUCCCAGUCCCUGCCACUGAAAAACAUCCCCACAGCAUGAUGCUGCCACCACCAUGCUUCACCGUAGGGAUUAUGCCAGGUUUCAUGGCUUGGUUUUUGCUCUGACAUGCACUGUCAACUGUGGGACCUUAUAUAGACAGGUGUGUGCCUUUCCAAAUCAUGUCCAAUCAAUUGAAUUUACCACAGGUGUGGUAAAGGAUGAUCAAUGCAAACAGGAUGCACCUGAGCUCAAUUUCGAGUCUCAUAGCAAAGGUCUGAAUACUUAUUUAAAUAAGGUAUUUCAGUUUUCUAUUUUUAAUAAAUUUGCUAAAAUGUCUAAAAAACUGUUUUCACUUUGUCAUUAUGUGGUAUUGUGUGUACAGUGGCUUGCGAAAGUAUUCGCCCCCCUUGGUAUUUUUCCUAUUUUGUUGCCUUACAACCUGGAAUUAAAAUGGAUUUUUGGGGGGUUGUAUCAUUUGAUUUACACAACAUGCCUACCACUUUGAAGAUGCAAAAUAAAAAAAAUUGUGAAACAAACAAGAAAUAAGACAAAAACAAACUGAAAACUUGAGCGUGCUUAACUAACCCAAAGUCAAUACUUUGUAGAGCCACCUUUUGCAGCAAUUACAGCUGCAAGUCUCUUGGGGUAUGUCUCUAUAAUCUUGGCACAUCUAGCCACUGGGAUUUUUGCCAAUUCUUCAAGGCAAAACUGCUCCAGCUCCUUCAAGUUGGAUGGGUUCCGCUGGUAUACAACAAUCUUUAAGUCAUACCACAGAUUCUCAAUUGGAUUGAGGUGUGGGCUUUGACUAGGCCAUUCCAAGACAUUUAAAUGUUUCUUUAGCAGUAUGCUUAGGGUCAUUGUCCUGCUGGAAGGUGAACCUCCGUCCCAGUCUCAAAUCUCUGGAAGACUGAAACAGGUUUCCCUCAAGAAUUUCCCUGUAUUUUGCGCCAUCCAUCAUUCCUUCAAUUCUGACCAGUUUCCCAGUCCCUGCCGAUGAAAAACAUCCCCACAGCAUGAUGCUGCCACCACUAUGCUUCACUGUUGGGAUGGUGUUCUCGGGGUGAUGAGAGGUGUUGGGUUUGCGCCAGACAUAGUGUUUGCCUUGAUGGCCAAAAAGCUCAAUUUUAGUGUCAUCUGACCAGAGUACCUUCUCCAUAUGUUUGGGGAGUCUCCCACAUGCAUUUUGGCGAACAGUGUUUGCUUAUUAUUUUCUUGAAGCAAUGGCUUUUUUCUGGCCACUCUUCCGUAAAGCCCAGCUCUGUGGAGUGUACGGCUUAAAGUUGUCCUAUGGACAGAUACUCCAAUCUCCGCUGUGGAGCUUUGCAGCUCAUUCUGGGUUAUCUUUGGUCUCUUUGUUGCCUCUCUGAUUAAUGCCCUCCUUGCCUGGUCCGUGAGUUUUGGUGGGCGGCCCUCUCUUGGCAGGUUUGUUGUGGUGCCAUGUUCUUUCCGUUUUUUAAUAAUGGAUUUAAUGGUGCUCCAUGGGAUGUUCAAAGUUUCUGAUAUUUUUUUAUAACCCAACACUGAUCUGUACUUCUCCACAACUUUGUCCCUGACCUGUUUGGAGAGCUCCUUGGUCUUCAUGGUGCCGCUUGCUUGGUGUUGCCCCUUGAUCAGUGGUGUUGCAGACUCUGGGACCUUUCAGAACAGGUGUACAGUCGUGGUCAAAAGUUUUGAGAAUGACACAAGUAUUGGUCUUCACAAAGUUAGCUGCUUCAGUGUUAUGAGAUAUUUUUGUCAGAUGUUACUAUGGUAUACUGAAGUAUAAUUACAAGCAUUCCAUAAGUGUUAAAGGCUUUUAUUGACAAUUACAUUAAGUUUAUGCAAAGAGUCAAUAUUUGCAGUGUUGACCCUUCUUUUUCAAGACCUCUGCAAUCCACCCUGGCAUGCUGUCAAUUAACUUCUGGGCCACAUCCUGACUGAUGGCAGCCCAUUCUUGCAUAAUCAAUGCUUGGAGUUUGUAAGAAAUUGUGGGUUUUUGUUUGUCCACCCGCCUCUUGAGGAUCAACCACAAGUUCUCAAUGGGAUUAAGGUCUGUGGAGUUUCCUGGCCAUGGACCCAAAAUGUCGAUGUUUCGAAUAUCCGAAGCCGUAGUUUUUCCCCUAGCGAGUCAUCAUCAUACAAGUUCAGUUACUGAGAUGUAUUUUUCAUCAGUAUUCCCAUACUGAUUUAUCCGAGUUGUGGUGAGAGCAUUACAAUAGUACAGCUCUCCAACAUGCAUGUAAUGCCCCACCACAUAUAAUGCCCCACCACAUAUAAUGCCCCACCACAUGUAAUGCCCCACCACAUGUAAUGCCCCACCACAUGUAAUGCCCCACCACAUGUAAUGCCCCACCACAUGUAAUGCCCCACCACAUGUAAUGCCCCACCACAUGUAAUGCCCCACCACAUGUAAUGCCCCACCACAUGUAAUGCCCCACCACAGUGUCCCCCAAGCACACAAUGCAAGUAUAGUUUUUAUAAGUCACUUUGUUAUAAUGUGAAAAUGGUGAAAUAUCUCUUAAGUGACUUGAGACCAUAUAAUGUUUCAUCAGGUCUUUCAUAAAGAUCAUAGGUUUGGUGAAGGACAGUAAUACUGUGCACAAGAGCAGCGAACUCAAAGCCCAGUAAGUAGCGACUGAAACUAUAGGUAACACUUUACCGCCAACAGGUACAGUGCAUUCAAAAAGUAUUCAGACCCAUUUACUUUUUCCACAUUUUGUUACGUUACAGCCUUAUUCUAAAAUGGAUUAAAUUGUUUUUCUCCCCCUCAUCAAUCUACACUCAAUACCCCAUGAUGACAAAGCAAAAACUGGUUUUUAUUUUUUUUUAACUGAAAUAUCACAUUUACAUAAGUAUUCAGACCCUUUACUCAGUACUUUGUUGAAGCACCUUUGGCAGCGAUUACAGCUUUGAGUCUUCUUGGGUAUAACGCUACAAGCUUGGCACGUCUGUAUUUGGGGAGUUCCUCCCAUUCUUCUCUGCAGAUCCUCUCAAGCACUGUCAGGUUGGAUGGGAGGUGUCGUUGCACAGCUAUUUUCAGGUCUCUCCAGAGAUGUUCGACCGGGUUUAAGUCCGGGCUCUGGCUGGGCCACUCAAGGACAUUCAGAGACUUGUCCUGAAGCAACUCCUGUGUUGUCUUGGCUGUGUGCUUAGGGUCAUUGUACUCGCCCCAUUCUGAGGUCCUGAGCGGUCUGGAGCAGGUUUUCAUCAAGGAUCUCUCUGUACUUUGCUCCGUUCAUCUUUCCCUCGAUCCAGACUAGUCUCCCAGUCCCUGCCGCUGAAAAACAUCCCUACAGCAUGAGGCUGCCACCACCAUGCUUCACCGUAGGGAUGGUGCCAGGUUUCCUCCGGAUGUGACGCUUGGCAUUCAGGCCAAAGAGUUCAAUCUUGGUUUCAUCAGACCAGAAAAUCUUGUUUCUCAUGGUCUGAGAGUCCUUUAGGUGCCUUUUACCCGAGGAGUGGCUUCCAUCUGGCCAGUCUACCAUAAAGGCCUGAUUGGUGGAGUGCUGCAGAGAUGGUUGUCCUUCUGGAAGGUUCUCCCAUCUCCACAGAGGAACUCUGAAGCUCUGUCAGAGUGACCAUCGGGUUCUUAGUCACCUCCCUGACCAAGGCCCUUCUCCCCCGAUUGCUCAGUUUGGGCAGGCGGCCAGCGCUAGGAAGAGUCUUGGUGGUUCCAACCUUCAUCCAUUUAAGAAUGAUGGAGACCACUGUGUUCUUGGGGACCUUCAAUGCUGCAGAAAGUUGUUGGUACCCUUCCCCAGAUCUAUGCCUCGACACAAUCCUGUCUAGGUGCUCUACGGACAAUUCCUUCGACCUCAUGGCUUGGUUUUUGCUCUGACAUGCACUGUCAACUGUGGGACCUUAUAUUGACAGGUGUGUGCCUUUUCCAAAUCAUGUCCAAUCAGUUGAACCACAGGUUGACUCUAAUCAAGUUGUAGAAACAUCUCAAGGAUGAUCAAUGGAAACAGGAUGUACCUGAACUCAAUUUCGAGUCGAGUUUCAUAGCAGGGUCUGAAUACUUAAGUAAAUAAGGUAUUUCACUUUUAUUUAAUUUUUUUGUGUGCAAAAAUGUCUAAAAACCUGUUUUUGCUUUGUCAUUAUGGGGUAUUGUGUGUAGAUUGAUGAGGAAAACAAUUAAAUUAAUCAAUUUCAGAAUAAGGCUGUAACGUAACAAAAUGUGGAAAAAGGGAAGGGGUCUGAAUACUAUCCGAAUGCACUGUAUAUUGUGUUAGUACUUGUUAUAAGCAUGUAUGAACCUUUAUAAUGUCUUAUCAUAAGGCUUAUAAUAUGUUAUGUUUCUCUAUCUCUCUGUUUGUAUUUUAAUGAGCCAUGAUCCAAAUGAAUAAAUCUGAUGUAUUUAACCUUUAUUUAGAACCAGUAAAGCAACAUGGGUAACCCUUCUUUUCCAUGUGAGAAGGUCAGAGGAAGAUGCAGCUCUCCUCUCCAACGUGUCUCUUAGUGAAUUCCAGGUCAUAUGCAAUCUAGGAGAGGGGGAAAUCGGUCAUUCAGAGCUGGUGAGUUGGGAGGAAUUUGUUGGUCAAGCUUGAAACUGUGUCAGUAAAUCCCAGUGCAUUGUUAUUGUCUGGUUUCCAUGUAGCUUUUAAUGGAUAGGCCCACAUGUUGACAUGGUGGUUGAUGUAUUUACACUUUUCUCAGGUACAGCUUAAGACCAAAAUUAACUGCCUGUUCACCUUGAGGGUGUUGAGGAAGCAUCAGAUCCUAAGCACUGGUCAACAGAAGCGCAUCCUGAGGGAAAGACACAUCCUCAUGGCAGCUCAUAGUCCAUUCAUCGUCAGGUAUGCACCCACCCACCAGCCAAACAUACCUCAAUCUGAUCGUGGGUUAUAGGCAUUCCCACGUUCGCAGAGAUCCCAUUCACGGUAAAUGCUGCAUAUAUAGAAAUUUACUUUAAAAACCGCAAUGCCUCUAACCUGCGAUUGGAUUGAAUCCCGGACCUUAUUUUAGACUGGUGAACUCACUAUAUGCUUAACAACUGGACAACACCUGUGUCUUCUUUGCCACUGCUAGGCUACACCGUACCUUUAGAGAUGCGAAGUGCUUGUACAUGCUGACCGAAGCUUGUCUAGGUGGUGAGCUCUGGAGUCUACUGAAUAACAGGUACCGCUAACCGCAGUACUGUCUACAUCUUAUGUUUGUAUAUUUUACAGUAUAGAUUUUAUAACUGAAUUGAUAGGAUGUGCCAUAAAACUUUCUGAUCACUAUUGUGCUCUUGCUCCUACAUUUCAGAGGCUCGUUUGAUGACAGCAGCACACGUUUUUACACUGCCUGUGUUGCUGAGGCCCUCAUCUUCUUGCACCACAACGGUAUCAUCUACAGGGAUCUGAAGCCUGAAAAUGUAGUUCUGGACCAGCGCAGAUAUGCCAAAGUGGUAACGUAGAGACUAGAGCUCCAUUUGAUGCAUUUUAAAUCCACACAAGAUGAAGAAAGGGGGCAUCCUUAGAAUAUAAUACAGUUAUUGUCAAUUUCGUACAUGCUUACACAAACAAAUACAGUACGUUCAAAGGUUACAGUUAUAUUAUCAUACAUAGAACUGUUUCACUUUGGAAAAUCUAUGUUAUUUACAUUUUACAUUUUAGUCAUUUAGCAGACACUCUUAUCCAGAGUGACUUACAGGAGCAAUUAGGGUUAAGUGCCUUGCUCAAGGGCACAUUGACAGAUUUUUCACCUAGUUGGCUCGGGGAUUAGAACCAGAGACCUUUCGGUUACUGGAUCCAUUGAGAUACUGACCAUCCAUAUUCAUAACUGGACUGUGCUUUGCCUUUCCUAGGUGGGGUUUGGUUGUGCUAAGAAAGUGGGCUUGGGUAAGAAAACGUGGACGUUCUGUGGCACGCCUGGCUAUGUUGCCCCAGAGAUCAUCCUGAACAAGGGCCACAGUGUAUCUGUAGAUCUCUGGUCUCUGGGCGUCUUCGUGUUUGAGCUGCUGAGUGGAAGGUGAGAUUAUAAAAUAGUAUAUUUCUCUCCAGAGCUACAGUGUUUUGUCCCAGUUUUUGUUCUCUGUCGUCUCUAAGUCAUUGUACUUGAUGUCCCUUCUCAAUCUUUACCUUUCCAGUCUCCCAUUCUGUGGCCCUGAUUCUAUGAAUACGUUCACAGCCACCAUCCGUGGAAUUGAUCUGGUUGAAUUCCCCAAAACCAUCAGUAAGAGUGCCUCAAGUCUGAUCAAGAAGCUUUGCAGGUGUGACACAUAUAACCCAUACAUGUGUGUCUCUCUGUCCUGGUCUCUCAGGAACAACCCAGCAGAAGGACUGGGGAAUCAGAGAAACGGGGCCAAGGACAUCCAGAAGCACAAGUAA
Molecule: messenger RNA, 21825 nt
Organism: Coregonus sp. 'balchen'
Lineage: Eukaryota; Metazoa; Chordata; Actinopteri; Salmoniformes; Salmonidae
Source: the annotation of a GenBank genome assembly